AUGAGAGCCCUCCUUUGGAACUGCCGGGGUGCAGGGAAGCCUUCCUUUGCUCCGGCUUUUCGUAGGUUGGUGCAUCUGCAUAGACCUGAGAUUUGUGUUUUGUUUGAGACUCGAUUAUCCGGGCGGAGCCUUCAGAAGGCUAGAGCUGCAGUUCCGAGGUCUUGGGGAUUUCAUGCAGUGGAAUCUCAAGGUUUAUCUGGUGGUAUUAUUGUGACUUGGGCACAAGGGGACUAUGAAGUUGAUGUAUUCAAUGUAUGCAAACAAGAGGUUAUCCUAGUAAUAUCGGAAGCUAAUCGCAGCCCUUGGGUACUAGCAGCAGUGUAUGCCAGCACAGACUACAGAGAGCGCAGGCGGUUGUGGGCGGAGGCGACUCAGCUUAUAAAUCAGGGAUAUCCUAUGAUAGUGGCAGAUUUGGGGUUCUCGGGCCCACAAUUUACUUGGUGCAACAAUCAGCAGGGGCAGGCCCGGGUUUGGGAGAGAUUGGACAGAGCCUUUGCCACACCAGGGUGGGUUCAGUGUUUCUCUGACUAUCAGGUCCGUCAUCUGCCGAGGAUUGCAUCCGACCACUGUCCCUUACUGGUUAGUACUGAUGCAGUUGUCUCUUUUCGCUCCCCCUUUAGAUUUGAGAAGUUUUGGACGUGUUAUCCACGGUCUUGGGAGAUUGUUAGGGCGGCAUGGGGCGUACCGGUGAGAGGUGAUGCUAUGUAUCGUGUGUCUCGUCUAUUGGAGCUGACGAAGAGAAGGUUGAAAAGGUGGAACCAGGAGGAGGUGGGGAAUAUUUUUAGGAGGAUUGAGGAGGCCGAGGAGGCCAUUGCCAAGCUACAGACUCAGGAGGCCGGGGAGGGAGGCUUGGCAGAGGAGGAGUUGGGGGAGCUCAGGUCACUUCUAGCCAUGCAUGAUUCCCUUUUGAGACAGCAGGAGAUCCUGUGGAGACAGAAAUCGAGGGUACAGUGGAUCCAGGAGGGGGACCGGAAUACUAGAUUUUUCCACCAGGCGGCAGUAAUUAGGAGGCAUCGGAACAGGAUCAGGGCGAUCAGGGAUGAGGAUGGGCAGCUAGUGGAGGACCCAGAUAUGAUUCGUAGGGUGUUGGAGGGCUUUUUCAGGGCUAGAUGGUCUGAGCAGACGGGCCCCGUGGCUUCAGAGGGUCCUGUGCCACCUUCGAUACGGGUGGUGGAGGAGGAUACAGCAGCACUGAUUAGGCCGGUAUUGGCUAGGGAGAUUCAGGAGGUGAUGUGGUCCCUUGAGGGGGACAAGACACCCGGCCCGGACGGCUUUCCACCAUUUUUCUUUCGGAGGUACUGGAUGAUUGUGGGACAGAGGGUGACGGAGGCCAUACAGCAGUAUUUUAGUACAGCCGUGAUGUCUACAGAUUGGCAGAGGACCCUAGUCACCCUGAUACCGAAGCGACAGGAUGCUUCUGAGCCGAGUCACUUUCGCCCGAUCAGCCUGUGUACUACUUUGUACAAGGUGACGGCGAAGAUACUAGCUUUGAGACUGAGAGAUAUUCUACCGAGACUGAUUAGCCCGGAGCAGGGGGCUUUUGUGGGAGGGCGGAGUAUUACAGAUAAUGUCCUUAUUGCGCAGGAGUUUAUGUUUGAUCUUGGUAGGGCCUCUAGUAGGAGGAGUUUGAUGGGGAUCAAGCUUGACAUGGAGAGAGCAUAUGAUAGGAUGAGAUGGGAUUUUGUGCAGCAGUCCUUGCAGGGAUUUGGUUUUCCUGAGGCAUGGAUCAGAUGGGUUAUGGGAUGCAUCAGAGCCCCCUCUUUUGCCAUCCCGGUAAAUGGAUCGCCUUCACGGAAUGCUAGCAUCUUUGAGGGUAGGCGAUUACCCCCACGGAUGGUGGUGGACAGAGCCAUGCGUUAUGCCAGGGAGGUUACCACAGCUGCCAUUAGCUUCACUUCUGAGAUAGCCAGGGACAUCUGGGGUACUCUUUCAGCUGCCACAGCGCCCAGUAUGUCGGUGGACGGGGUGUCAGGAGGAGCUGGCUUUGUUAUCAGAGACCAUCGGGGUAGGCUGAUUGCUGCUGGUGGGUGCCGUACGCCGGGAUUUACCGCAGUUGGGGCAGAGCUGCGGGCAGCCUGGGAGGGCAUAGCAUAUGCGAGGCGGGUACUUCGUGCUGAGCAUAUAUGUCUUGAGGGAGACUCCUCUGUGGUGAUCGAUUGGAUACGAGGAGUGGACAGAUUUGGUGAUAGUCAUCCCCUCAUCCGUGAGGUUAGGCGAUUGGCUCAGGAGCUGAGUGACUUCCAGGCCGCACAUGUUUUUCGGGAGGCGAACAGUGUGGCAGACUGGGUUGCCUCUUUUGUUGCCCGGCAUUCAGGAGAGGUCAUAUGGACAUCUGUAGGAGAUAUUCCUCCCACCUUUUACUCUUUGCUUUCCUUUGAUUUGGCUGGAUCUAGUGGUUUUUCCGUAAAUUCCCUGGUUUAUACGUUUCCAGCCCAAGCAAAAGUUGCAAUUGAUUUCAGGAGACGUGAAAUAGAAGAACUCUGA
This is a messenger RNA of Phoenix dactylifera (date palm), 2484 nucleotides long. NCBI's taxonomy places the organism in Eukaryota, Viridiplantae, Streptophyta, Magnoliopsida, Arecales, Arecaceae. The record is from RefSeq and is a predicted model, not a curated record.